AUGUCUCUUCACUUCCCUCGCGUCCGUUCAGUUGAAGGAUUGGCCAGCCUCUCAACAUCGACGGGACGCACUACAAGCAGAUCGUGGAGCCGACGGACGGUGAUCCUGCAGAUCGACGCGGCCACCGAGGGCGACAUGGGAGAAAUCACGUGCGUUGCGAAGAACCCCGAGGGCGACUCUCAGUCCUCCGCCACACUCUCCGUCCUUGGCUUCAAGCGCGAGGACGGUCAGCCUGACGGACCUGCUGCCUUCACCGAAGGCCUCAAGGACAUGAGAUCAAGCUGGACGACCGCUGCUUCUUUCACCUACGACGGCGAUCGGACAUACCUUGAAAUCCGUCCUUGCAAGGGAUCCGAUUCGGGAAUGUACAAGUGCGUAAUCCAGAACAGCCAUGGAUCGGCUGAGACGGAGUGUGAAGUGUCCAUCAGGAAGUGCUACGAAGCUCCAUUCUUCACCAACACCUUCACUAGAAUGGAUAAGCUGCCUGGUAGUGAGGUUAAGAUGUCGGUGAGGUACGACGGCGUGCCCAAGCCCGAACUCUCCUGGUUCCACAACGGCGAGCCCAUCCUUCACGACGGCGACAAGUACCGCAUCAGGAAGGACGGCGAUGGCCAGACUCUCACGGUGAAGGAGCUCACCUACAGCGACUCUGGCGCCUGGAAGGUUGUCGCCAAGAACGCGAGGAGAAACUGAGCACGAGGCGGAACUCAACGUUUCGGAUGACGUGGAUCCUAACAGGCGCAUUGAGGCCCCUGUGUUCAUGAAGGUGAUUGGAGACCAAGAGCUCUUCGAGGGCUACAACGCUCUCUUUAAGGCCGUGGUGUCGGGCAAACCAGAGCCUGAGUUCAAGUGGCUCAAAAACGGAGGC
This is a messenger RNA of Penaeus vannamei (Pacific white shrimp), 868 nucleotides long. Lineage: Eukaryota; Metazoa; Arthropoda; Malacostraca; Decapoda; Penaeidae. The record is from RefSeq and is a predicted model, not a curated record.